UCUAGCAAAGAACGCCGCCCAAAUUUGAAUAAACCAGCAUGCAUGCUUCUUGGUUCCAUACCUACCAUCCCACACAAACCCUCUAUAAAAUCCCCAUCCCUUGCUCGCCAUUCUCCAUCUCAUUUUCACUCACCACAACUUAGUAGAAGUAGUGAAGCCUAGGAAAUUAAGAAUCCAAUUUAACCAUGAGUCCCUCCACUUGGACCCUCGAGAUCGAGUCCCCGGCCCCCGCCGCAAGGCUGUUCAAGGCGGUCCUCGACUGGCACAACUUGGCCCCUAAGCUCCUACCUAACAUUGUUGCAAGCGCCGUUGGUGUUCAAGGUGAUGGCAGUAUCGGGAGCGUCAGGCAGAUCAACUUCACUUCAGCAAUGCCAUUUGGCUAUGUGAAGGAGCGCCUAGACUUCGUGGACUUUGACAAGUUUGAGUGCAAGCAAAGCCUGGUCGAAGGCGGUGAUCUCGGGAAGAAGAUUGAAUCAGCCUCGUCCCAGUUCAAGUUCGAGCAAACCAGCAAUGGAGGAUGUGUGUGCAAGGUGGUGACAACCUAUAAGCCACUACCAGGAGUUGAGAACAAGGAUGAGGUAGCCAAGGGAAAGGAAGCGGUGACCGGCAUCAUCAAGGCAGCAGAGGCCUACCUCCUGGCCAACCCUGGUGCCUACGCUUGAAGUGGUUCGGAUUUGAGCUCAUGCACCUGGUGGUGGGACAGAAAUAUAAUAAGCAAGAUUUUGCGUUUCGAGUGAGCGCUUGUGAGGUUGUUUCUGGUUGUUUCCAUGAUUUCUUUUUCUCCAGAGUGUCUCUACGUGGUUUUCUGAAAUAAAUAAACCAACUGGUUGAGUAAGUGCGUGGCAGACUUGUGAACCUUUUCACAAUGCCAUCAGAUUUAUAUAAAAGAAAUU
Elaeis guineensis (African oil palm) is the source of this 893-nucleotide messenger RNA. RefSeq names its product pathogenesis-related protein 1. NCBI's taxonomy places the organism in Eukaryota, Viridiplantae, Streptophyta, Magnoliopsida, Arecales, Arecaceae. Gene Ontology annotation, cellular component: nucleus; cytoplasm. The record is from RefSeq and is a predicted model, not a curated record. Gene Ontology annotation, molecular function: protein phosphatase inhibitor activity; abscisic acid binding; signaling receptor activity. Gene Ontology annotation, biological process: abscisic acid-activated signaling pathway; defense response.